Molecule: messenger RNA, 2634 nt
Organism: Tetrapisispora phaffii CBS 4417
Lineage: Eukaryota; Fungi; Ascomycota; Saccharomycetes; Saccharomycetales; Saccharomycetaceae
Gene: PRP6
Product: U4/U6-U5 snRNP complex subunit PRP6
Exons: 1
Coding region: 1-2634 (877 amino acids)
Biological process (GO): mRNA splicing, via spliceosome
Molecular function (GO): protein binding
Source: RefSeq, a predicted model, not a curated record
AUGGAGAGACCUGCAUUUUUAGAUAAAAAACCCCCUCCUGGGUAUGUUCCUGGUAUUGGACGUGGGGCAACUGGAUUUUCCACUAGAGGUAGUAAGAAAGGUAAUGAGAGCAAUGUAAUUCCCAAGAGAUUUAACAAUAACAGUAUUGAAUUAGAUCCUGCUGACCUAGAGGCUGAGAAUAUAUUCACGAAUAUAGACAAAAAACUAGCAAAUAGAAACAGAAAGAAAGCAUCCAAGAAAGAUAUCGAUGAAGCUACAAAUUUUAUUGAUUUGAAAACCAACUUAUCCAAAGUAUCCAAUACAGAAUGGUUGCAUUUACCAGAAGCUACUGAUAUCACUAGAAGAAAUAAAAGACAAAGACUUGAGGAACAGAUGAAUAGAAAAUUUUUUGCUGCUCCUGAUACAUUACUCUCUUCCGCUAAGGGUUCAAAUUCACAUGCCUUAGAUUUAUCAAAAUUAACGGAAGAGAGAGAAAAAUUAUUAGGAACAAUUAUUGACACAGCUGUUGACAUUAAAAAAAAUGAUUCAGUUUCUGAAACUACAGACUACUUGGAUGCAUUGGAUGACAUUCAUGAAAAAGAUUUGAGUGACAAUUACAAUAAUGAGUCUUCAAAAGAAGCCAAAGAGAAAAUGCGUGCAAUAUUAAAAUCAUAUAGAAAAUCUGACCCAAGGAAUCCUGACAGUUGGAUAGCGUCAGCUAGACUGGAAAAAAAUUGUAGAAAUAUAAAAUUAGCACAGAAAUUACUCAAUGAAGGUUGCAGAAAUUGUCCCAAAUCGGAAGAAAUUUGGUUAGAAAAUAUCAAAUUAAAUGAAAAUAAUAAUGCACUAUGUAGAACUAUUGUCACUAGAGGUAUACAAUAUAAUUUACAGUCACUGAAUCUUUGGCUUAAAGCUAUUGACUUAGAAAGCGAUAACAAUAACAAACAAAUACUUUUAAGGAAGGCUAUCACUAAACUCCCCAAGAAAGAAGAACUAUGGGAAUUAGCUGCAGAUUAUGAAACAGACAUGAAUGAAAAGAUUAAAAUUCUAUUGAAAGCUGUGGAAUUUGUGCCCUAUAGUAUUAAUUUAUGGAUAAAAUUAAUUAAUUCACAGCCCUACGAAGGUGCCAAGAAGUCACUCAUUAGUGCUAAAAAUAUGUUACCUAAAGAAUAUAAACUGUGUGUUAUUUCAUUAAGUUUAGAAGAGAAAUUUAAUGACAACUGUACUCUAGAAGAAUUAAUUAAGAUAGCAGAUAAUUGCUUUGAGAAAUUGUUUUUAAACGGCGUUAAAAUAACUUUUGAGAAGUGGCUUGAAGAAGCACAUAUUUUAGAAAAACAAUAUAAGUUUUUAAAAUCAGCUGAAGCGAUAAUAAUGAAAUCAUUAAGUGUUUGUAAUUCUGAAGAACCACUAUCAAAUAUUAUUGCAAAAUUUAGAAAAUUAGAAGAUUCAUAUUGUAAGGUAAUAGGUUUUAAAUAUGUGUUAUCCAUAGAUCCUAGUCAAUAUAACGUAUUGACACUAAUGAAACGUACCUGCGAGACACUUAAUAAGUUAGAGAUUUUUUAUUCCACAUUUGAAACCAUAUUAUUCAGCAAUCCGUUUGAUAAAGAGAGUAACAUAAUUCGUAAACAUCCAAUUUUAUCUUUAAUAUACGCUAAGGAAAUAUGGAGAUACAAUUAUGAUCCUGAAAAAGCUCUUAUGAUUUUAAAUAAAUCAAUUGAAGUUGUACCUGAGAACGUUGAUAUGUGGACAGCCAAAUUAAAAAUAUUAUGUGAAUUAGGGAAUUUCAAUGAAGUUGAGUCUGUAUUUGAAAAAUCUAUAAAUAUUUUGAAAAGUUAUAAAAAUAAUGACAUUGUAAAGAUCUAUUAUAAACAUAUCAAUUAUUUAAGGUUUCGACAAUUGAAUAUGGAAGCACUAAACUUAUUAGAGAAAGAAUAUAUUGUUUUGUUUCCCAAAGAUGUUAAAUUGAAAUUACAACGAAGUCAAAUAUAUAGAGAUUUAGGUCAAUACGAGGAAGCAUGUAAACAAUUAAAACUAGAUAUAGAAAGUUUACCAUUUGAACCAAAAUUAUCAAUUGCACUAUCUGAGAUAAAUGAAAGUUACUUAAAUAAAGUUACAUUGGCUAGAUCAAACCUUGAUUUAUCAAUAGUGAAAAAUCCAUCAUCAUCUGAGUUGUAUUUAGGUAAAAUAAAUUUAGAGAAAAGAUCAGGAAACUUAAAACAAGUUGAAUAUAUAUUAUCACAAUCAUUUUCUAAAUUUCCCAAUGAUGUAGAUCUAUGGGUUGAAAAAUUAUUAUUAGUCAAUGAUAAAAAAUCUAUUACAAAGAAAGGCUUAUUUCAAGAUGCAUUGAAAAACACAAAAAAUAACUUUAAAAUAUUAUUACAAAUUGGUAUUUCAUUUUUCAAUGAUUUACAAUACACAACAAGUUUAAAAUGGAUAGAAAGGUCAAUUAAGAGCAAUCCAAAAUAUGGAGAUUCAUGGAUAUGGUUAUCAAGAUGUUAUAUUAAAUUAAAGAAACCACUUGAUACUUGUCUUGAACAAGUUAACAAAAAUGAACCUAAAUAUGGUAAAGAAUGGAUAAAAAUUUCCAAAGGUAUUUCUACUCAAUACCUAACUGAUGUUGAUAAAUUAAAAGAAUGUUUAAAACAAAAAAAUUAA